UCAAAUUUUUUUCUUCAAUAUGAAUUGUUUACUCAGACAUGAUGGAUCGCCGAUAGUCCGAAAAUACCACUCACGCGGUGGUAUAAAUAAUGUAACUGCUUCGUACAAUUGAGGAUGACCAGUAGUUGUGUAUAUGGUGCACCUUGAAAAUAAAAAGAUAGGAUAUGAAAAAUAAAUGUUUUGUCGCCGCAUACACUCUAACAUAUAUUUCCUUAGAAUAAACAU
Molecule: messenger RNA, 225 nt
Organism: Nezara viridula (southern green stink bug)
Lineage: Eukaryota; Metazoa; Arthropoda; Insecta; Hemiptera; Pentatomidae
Source: the annotation of a GenBank genome assembly